AAUUUAACCCAACUCGGCCCAAAUAUAAUUUAAUCAACAGGCCUAACAAGCCCAAAAGUGAAACUUAUCAUAAUUUCAUUUCCUGGGAAUAUUCUCAUCCCCAAUCUUAUUUUCACAGACUCUCACUAGGGUUUUGGUUUCUCCUAUCAGGGUUUUAAUCGUUCACCAUUUCUCUCAGAGAAAAUGUCUUCUCUAAUGGCCAUUCGUUGCGCACGAACCCAGAAUAUCGUCACAAUCGGCUCUCUCCUUCAGUUACGUUCUUCAUUUCCCAGACUCUCCUCUCAAUUCCACUUCUCCGGUACCCUAAACUCAAUUCCGAUCAAACACCUAAGCACAUCCGCCGCCGCAAACGAUUACCACCAGAAUCCUCAAUCUGGAUCACCGUCUCAGCAUCAACGCCCAUAUCCACCUCAAAGCUUCGAUUCUCAGAAUCAGACCAACACUAAUCAACGAGUUCCACAAAGCCCUAAUCAAUGGUCUACUCAACACGGUGGUCAAAUACCUCAAUACGGUGGUCAAAAUCCUCAACACGGGGGUCAAAGGCCUCCAUACGGUGGUCAAAAUCCUCAACAAGGUGGUCAAAUGUCUCAAUACGGUGGUCACAAUCCUCAACACGGUGGUCACAGGCCUCAGUACGGUGGUCAGAGGCCUCAAUACGGUGGACCUGGUAACAAUUAUCAGAAUCAGAAUGUUCAACAAAGUAAUCAGAGUCAGUACUACACUCCGCAGCAGCAGCAACAACCGCAACCACCACGAAGCUCGAAUCAAAGCCCUAAUCAGAUGAAUGAGGUAGCUCCUCCUCCUAGUGUUGAAGAGGUGAUGAGGUUAUGUCAGCGUAGGCUAUAUAAAGAUGCUAUUGAAUUGCUUGAUAAAGGAGCUAUGCCUGAUAGAGAAUGUUUCGUUUUGUUGUUUGAGUCUUGUGCGAAUUUGAAGUCGCUUGAGCAUUCUAAGAAGGUACAUGAUCAUUUCCUUCAGUCUAAGUUUAGAGGUGAUCCAAAACUUAACAAUAUGGUGAUUAGUAUGUUUGGAGAGUGUAGUAGUAUUACUGAUGCUAAGAGAGUGUUUGAUCAUAUGGUUGAUAAAGAUAUGGAUUCUUGGCAUUUGAUGAUGUGUGCGUAUAGUGAUAACGGAAUGGGAGAUGAUGCGUUGCAUUUGUUCGAAGAGAUGACGAAACAUGGGUUGAAGCCGAACGAGGAGACUUUCCUUACGGUCUUCUUGGCUUGUGCUACUGUUGGUGGUAUAGAAGAAGCGUUUUUGCAUUUUGAUUCGAUGAAGAACGAGCAUGGGAUUAGUCCGAAGACAGAGCAUUAUUUGGGUGUUUUAGGUGUUCUUGGGAAAUGUGGACAUCUUGUUGAGGCUGAGCAAUAUAUCCGUGAUCUUCCGUUUGAACCCACAGCUGAUUUCUGGGAGGCUAUGCGGAACUAUGCUCGGUUACAUGGUGAUAUCGAUUUAGAGGAUUACAUGGAGGAAUUGAUGGUUGAUGUUGAUCCUUCAAAGGCUGUAAUCAACAAAAUUCCUACUCCUCCACCUAAAUCAUUCAAGGAAACAAAUAUGGUUACUAGUAAGAGUAGGAUCCUUGAGUUUCGAAAUCUGACUUUCUACAAGGAUGAAGCAAAGGAGAUGGCUGCAAAGAAAGGAGUGGUUUAUGUUCCUGACACACGGUUUGUGCUUCAUGAUAUCGAUCAAGAGGCUAAAGAACAGGCACUACUCUACCACAGUGAGAGGUUAGCGAUUGCUUAUGGUAUCAUAUGCACCCCACCAAGGAAGACCCUAACAAUCAUCAAGAAUCUCCGUGUGUGUGGGGAUUGUCACAACUUUAUCAAGAUCAUGUCCAAAAUCAUUGGUAGGGUGUUGAUCGUGAGAGACAACAAACGUUUCCAUCACUUCAAAGACGGUAAAUGUUCUUGCGGGGAUUACUGGUAGAGCGGCGUUUUCUGUGACUUUGUUUCGCAUCAUGUAUAGCGCGCUCUAAGCUCUCGCCAGAACUUUGCUAGCAGUUGGGAAAUGGAAUAGUAUUUGCUACGCUGUAACAAGUUUCAUCUGCUCUAGACCCUUUUACAUGAGGAAUUAUCAAGUUUAUUGCUUUAUAUCUACUAUUAUUGGUCUCAUUCUCGAAGAACGUGACUUAAUGUUUUGAAAUUAGAUCGUAUGAAUAAUGAACUUUGAUUACAUCAACAGAGAGAGAUAUGGUUAGACAUUGUUGGAAGACAUCAUUUUGAUGAACUCUUCCAUAUUAACCAAUCCAUCACCAUCUGCAUCAACAGCUCUAACCAUCCUGUUGCAGUCCUCUAAGCUACAUCUCUCACCAAGCUUCCACAGAACCGACAUCACUUCCUCUGCGCUUAUCUUCCCAUCGCCGUUCAAAUCAAAAGUCCAGAAAGAAUUUCGUAUAUCCGAAGACCUAAUCCCACCACUUCUCUUGUAUGCAUCAAUAAACUCCCUGAAAUCAAUAAACCCAUCACCGUCCAGAUCCACAGCCUUAAAGAUCUUAGGCACAUCCUCGAUCGCCCGCUCUUGUCCUAGCGCUCUCAGCACCACCUUGUACUCAGUCUGAGAGAUUUUCCCGUCUUUAUCCAAAUCAAACCUGCUGAAAACACGUCUCAUCUCAUUCACAGAAGGCUGAGAGAAGCCUCCUGGUCCAGGUGAAGAUAGCCCUGAGGAUUGUCUAUCUCUAGAGAACAUCCUUGAAGGCUUCCUCAACAUCUUGUUCUUGGAGAGCUUGUACUGCAACUCAAGAAAACUCACGUUUGACAUGUCUGAUUUGCGAUCACCAAUCUUUUCUU
This is a messenger RNA of Arabidopsis thaliana (thale cress), 2783 nucleotides long. Its product is annotated as Tetratricopeptide repeat (TPR)-like superfamily protein. The record is from RefSeq and is marked reviewed. Gene Ontology annotation, biological process: RNA modification. The transcript has a single exon. Bases 184 to 1923 code for a protein of 579 amino acids. Lineage: Eukaryota; Viridiplantae; Streptophyta; Magnoliopsida; Brassicales; Brassicaceae. Gene Ontology annotation, cellular component: mitochondrion. Gene Ontology annotation, molecular function: RNA binding; zinc ion binding.